Molecule: messenger RNA, 3792 nt
Organism: Carassius auratus (goldfish)
Lineage: Eukaryota; Metazoa; Chordata; Actinopteri; Cypriniformes; Cyprinidae
Product: SLAM family member 9-like
Exons: 8
Coding region: 2604-3410 (268 amino acids)
Cellular component (GO): membrane
Source: RefSeq, a predicted model, not a curated record
ACGAAUGGUUUUUUAAAAUGAAUUUCUGGGUAUGAAUAAUGCUUUUAAUAAAGCUGCAGUUGUGACAAUAAAGCAUAUGACAAUGUUAGCAGGUCUGAAUUUGAAUAAUGUGGAGGCUGUGGCGGAAAGACUUGGUAUUCAUUCUUUUCGAAAAGUUGGACAGUUUUUAAAAAGCUUUCAGGACUUAUUGAUGAAAAAAGAGAAAUUAAGACUUAAAAAAUUGGAUGGAAAGAUAUGAAUUGCCUGAGUCUACUGAUCUCUUUCCGAGUAUGGGAGUGAGACCGAGAAUGGAUGAAGAGGACUUUCAAGAUUUAUCAGGACUUUUCAAAAAUUAUGUUCGUUUUACUGUUUUUUAAUUCUGUAGGAGGGAAAAGUAUUUAUUCCUUUUGUGUUAAGGUGCUGAAUAAAGAAAAAAAAAUUGGUUUGACGCACCAUGGAGGAAAUAUCUGGAAGUAAAAGAUGAAAUAAUGCCAGUAUGGGAAGCAAUUUAUAAGCCACCAUUGACCAAAAAGGUUCGAGAUAUUCAGUGGAGAAUAUUGCAUGGUAUUGCGCACUGAAGGGAUCUCACUCCCUUUCUUGUUUACCACAGCUUCAUAAGAACUCCGACCCCAGCUUUCAGUGCAGCAGUGGAAUGCUGGUGCCUGAACUUUUGGAAGAUGAGUAGACUAGAAAGCUUCCAACAUAUUUCUCAGAGAUACAACUUAGAUAACAAAAACUUUUUCUGAUAUCUUCAAGUUAGACAUUACUCCAAUAAGAAUAUAAAAGAUGGGGAAGGUACGGGAUCCACAAUAGUACAAAUAUUUGUAGAUCCAUAUAAAAAGAAACUGAAUAAGAAAAUUGCAUCAAAAACUUAUUUAUGUUUAAUGUAAAACACAGAUGACAACUAAAAAUAACUGCAAGCAGCGAUGCGAUGGAAGAGAUGCUGAAGAAUGGGAAUUUAAGUAGACCGCAGGUGAUAGGUGUCAAGAUUGGAUAGGUACAAGUCAGGAACAGCUGACUGUCAGCUGAUGCAAGCGUGACUAACGUGGCCUGACUGAACUAACGUGAUGCUCGAUUUUGGUCUUAUCUUUCAUGUCUAGAUAUACUACAAGCUAGAGAAGAAUCUCUACAUCUCUUUUGCCUAUUGAUAUAUGGUUUAGGGUUGUUAGUGUUUUGUUUCUGUUUCUACAAGAAAGAAGUUGAUUCUGAGAAUCGAAGUGGCAAUGUUUUCCUCUUCUGAAUUUUUCAGCAUUAGAGCGCCACCCUUAGGCUGAACACACAGAGACACUAGACAUCUGCCUUACCUAAAUUAAUGUAGCCUGACUAUGUCAGACUUCGUACUUCUGCUCAAAGCGAAGUAGCAGAGUUUGGUAUUAUAGCAGGUUAUAACUUAUGGUCAGGACCCGCAGCAAUUUCCACUACUCUAAUUUCCACUAAUUUGCCCUAUUUAGUCAGUCUGGCCCCUGAUGUCUUAAUUUAAUAAGAUAACAAAAUCUAAGUGCCAUUUAUUUAAAAGAAAUAUAGCACUACCACACUCUUAAUUAUAUUCCAAGGGAAUGAAUGAAUGAAAAUUUAUAUUACCUUCAGUGCAAAGUAAGCUACUUUGGAUAAAAGCAUAUGCCAAAUGCAUUAAUGUAAAUAUACUGUCAAAAUCUAAAAUAAAAUUUUGUUACACUUGUGGUCAUGGUUAACUGACUUACAGCCAACCAUGAAAACAAUUACUUAUUAAAAGUCAUUGCAAAGAAAAGGGAAGUUAGCUGAGAAAAGACAAAGCAUCUUUUGUUUGUAGAUACCGUCUGGUUUGAUAUGGUGUUAUUUUGUGUGGUUUCAGUAUGCAGAUAUUUACAUACUGUAUAUGGUGAUAACAUAUGUGUUUUGUUUCCAGAGAAGUUUCUUUUUUCAUCUAAAUAAGUUUGAGGAUAUUCCUAUUACUCAUUCUUCGUUCAUUCUGAUCAGCCUUUGUUUCAUUAGUAAAGUAGUAAACUCACAUAGUAGGAAGUCUCACAACUGACUGAACACCGGAAAGUUUCGCUCUUAUUUUAAAGCUCAUGUUUCCUCCACAGACUGAGCUGAGAUAAAACUGAUUAUUUUGACAUCUCACUGUUUACAAGCAACAUAGCAGAGUUUGCUCUGUUGAUUUUUGUAACUUGUUGUUCUAUGCAUCUUGAUGUGUGUGUCAAAAUGUGCAGAGUGUCAGAAACUAUAUUUCACUGAAUUCAGAUGUGUUUUUUUUCAGCAGAGUAGACAUGAGAAAGGAAGGAUGUGGUGCAACUGUGAAAUUGUUGUUUGCAAACUCUUUAAAAAGUGUUUUUAAAUUUUUUUAAAAAUGUGUUACAAAUCUUAUGAGUAACAGACACCAUACAUGCAAACACCCAUACAUUAUGAGAUGGAGAGAUGUUUUCUACACUUAAGUUUCCGUUAUUUUGUCUUUUUAUGUUUAUUGCUCUUUCGUAUUAUUUCUGAUUAAAACUCAGAACCUCUGAGGCUCAGCAGGAAGUUUUUUUUCUCUUUCUUUUUCUCAUCAGUGUGACACUGAACUUCCGUUUCUACUAGGGAGUCAAUGCAGCUUCUGUCAUUUUGAGUUCUGUUUCUUUUAAAGGUUUUAAUCUUUUUAAUUUAGGAUCAUGUUACUAAAUCACUUAGUACUCUUAUUACUUAUUUUUCUUCUGACCUUCAAAACAGGGUUCAGUGCUGAGAUCUCUGUGUUUAUUCAGACGGGAGAUUUUGUUCAGCUGGAUAUACAGACACAAGAAGAGUUUGAAUUUUUAUACUGGAGUUAUGAUAAAUCAGAGAAUAUAGUUAGAUAUACAAGUGAAAAUAAAGGAGUUAAACUUUACCCUUCCUACAAGGACAGAGUGGAUUUCAAUGCUAAAACCUUCUCUCUGACACUGAAGAACACACAGAAGACAGACAGUGGACUCUACACAGCAAGAACAAGUGGAGAAUCAGACAAGAAUAUUGUUACAUACAGAUUAACUGUUAUAGAUGCUGUGGAGGCUCCUGUUCUGACUGUGAUCUCAAACCGGUCCAGCAGUGACUCCUGUACUGUGAACUUCACAUGCACAGCUCAUGAGUUCAAGAUUGACUCUAGCUAUCAGAACAACAGCUGCUUACGAGAGGAAGUGACAUCACAGAACAAAACUCUCAUCCUGGACUGCAGUGAGAAAUUCAUCAUCUGUAACAACAGCAACACUGUCAGCUGGAAAGAAGACAGAAUAAUCAUCACACAGCUCUGUGGCGAUAAUAAAAAGAACAACUCAAAGAAUGUCCAGACUGCUUCAUCUCUCCUGGGGCCAGUAGUUGCUCCGGUGGCAGUGCCAGUGAUCAUUCUGAUAAUAAUAUGUACUUCAGUCUUUCUGUACCGCAGGCAUAAAAAAAAGCAUGUGAGCCAGAAUGAAGUGCAAAGUUCAUCAGAAGCUACAGCAACAUGAGAUGGAGGUUUGGUACCCAGGACGAGGUAGUAGUUCUGUCUAUGCUCAAGAUGAGGUUCAAGUCCAAACACAAAAGGAAACUGGAGAUAAUCUACUCAACACAGCCUACAGCACAGUAGGACAACAGGAAAAUAACAAAAUCACCUAUGAAACAGACCAGACAAUUUAUUCAGAGGUGUGCAAACCAAACAAAAAACACCCACUGAUGACUCUUAAAAUAAAACUGUGGCACUUAAAAUAAAACAUGGGGAAACUGUCACAAGGCUUGAUCUCACAAUGGCAUCCCACUCUUAGUAAUUUUAAAUGGUAGAAAUAAUGAUAACAGUAUACAGUACUAGUAUGCUUUUCUGAAAUGAAUUAAAUUCAAGCAUCCAGAUCCAAA